UAUGCCUGCCCACCUCAUUUCCACUCCAGACAUAGUUGCUGCUGCUCUUGUGGAUAGAAAUAACAGCUGGGGUGUGUUUGUGUGUGGAUGUUUUAAACAUCAGUAUCCUGUGCACUGCCUUCAUCCUCUCAGUUUGCAGCAGUGAACAGUCAACUGUGAUAUCUCAGCGAAAGGACCAGACGGCGAUUGAGACAAGUGGACAUGGAAGAGUGAUGAAAAGAGGAUAAAGGGUCAACAAAAAAAGAAGACAAGCUGGACCGUUCUGGAGUUUACCCAACAGAAUUAUAAGGAUAUAUUACGCUUAAUGGCUCCUCCCCUGAAUUUAUGUACGCAGCACAUAACAUCGUAAUGUCUUUGCACCGGAGGCUGUGUUUGUGAUUCUGGACUACAGACAGAUAAAAGGCAGCUUCAGUAUGUGCGUUGGGCAGCUGCAGCAGAUGUUGAAGACAUCUUUGACUUUAUAGGGAGCGGAGGCAUUUCAAGCAUAGAUUGGACUGGAAUUCCUUUAAACAAAGUCACAUUUUUCUCAGUUGUUUUCCUUUUUUGUGCCUUCAACUGGGAAGACUGUUCUACAAGGAAAAAGAAGAGGAAAAUACACACUUCUUGUUGUGUUUUAACCUCUUUUCAUCUUUGAUUAAAAAACAAAACUGCUGGCACUAAAGAUAUAACAAGAUCGUAUCUCCAGCUCUACGUUUUGCGUCACUUGGAAAAGCAAAUUGAAGCAGUCUCAUCAUGGAACUGCAAUAUGGAGUCUUUCUUUUGAACUGAGUGCAAAAAGCUGAAGGAAGAAAUUGAUAAAGUGGAUUCUAGGGUUCAUUGUACCCUUGAAAGGGGCCCUUGGACACGCUCUCCUCCCCAAGAUGAUGAAUUCAUCCCUGGAUCCACUGAACCUGAGCUAUACUGAACCCUCAAAUGCGUCUGCUCCCUUUUGCCUACUUGAGAUAGGCUACUCCCAAAUUUUCACAACCUGCCUCCUUGAAGUCUCUAUUAUACUUCUCCUCACUGUUCUCAUUAUUUUUGGUAACCUGGUGGUUAUUUUUGUGUUUCACUGUGCCCCCUUGCUUAGCCAGCACACCACCAGUGCUUUCAUUCAGACUAUGGCCUAUGCUGACUUGCUGGUGGGGGUCAGCUGCCUCUUCCCAUCCCUGUCCCUCCUCCAUCACUUGCAGGGCCUGGAUCCAAGACUAACUUGCCAGGUGUUCGGGUACAUGGUGUCUGUUUUGAAGUCCGUUUCAAUGGUGUCGUUGGCAUGUGUAAGCGUUGAUCGCUACAUUGCCAUCACUCGACCUCUGUCUUAUGCGUCCCUAGUAACUCCUUGUCGAGUCCGCUGCUGCAUCCUCCUUAUAUGGUUGUAUUCUGCUCUCAUAUUUCUCCCCUCUUUCCUUGGGUGGGGUAAACCUGGUUAUCAUGGCGACGUGGUGGAGUGGUGUGCAGUUCAGUGGAGGACUAGUCCGGCAUUUACGACCUUUAUUGUUGCACUGCUCUAUGCCCCAGCUGCACUUACUGUCUGCUUUACCUAUGCCAAUAUCUUCAAGAUCUGCCGACAACACACACGGGAGAUUAGCGAGCGCCACGCUCGUUACCGACCCCAACAGCUACAGGGCCCAGGAUUGACGGUAGGAUCUGGGAUCAAGGACAACAGCGUGGCAGAGCAAGAGCAGUUGCCCCACUCGGCACAAUCACAGAAACUUGAAAACCACCAACCACAAUAUCAGUCUUCCUCAUCAGCAUACCCAGACAAGCGAUAUGCUAUGGUACUGUUCCGCAUUACCAGUGUGUUUUAUAUCCUUUGGUUGCCUUACAUUCUUUAUUUUCUGCUGGAGAGUGGAGGGAUCUAUCACCACCCUGCUGCAUCGUUCCUCACCACAUGGCUGGCCAUCAGCAACAGCUUCUGUAACUGUCUCAUCUACAGUCUCUCCAAUUCUGCAUUCAGGAAAGGCCUGAAGCGCCUCUGCUCCUUCUGUUUACAGAGCAGUGGCAGUGGCUUUGUGGUUGAGAACACCAAAAAGACUUUUGUUGGCUCUGUAGAAAAGGGUUGUGCUGGGCCAGGAUAUGGAUAUGGCUAUAAGGAUAUUGGAAUUGGCACAACAUGUCAUGUGUGAUGCUUUUGUGCCAAAUUGGCAUGUGAACUUUCUGAAAAGAUUCCUGAUGUAUAUCUGUUGUGAAAUGUCUUCUCUGCUUAGCUGAAACAUGCUGUGAAGAUAUGGAAAGUGAUGCCAGUGUGGCACUGCCGUUACACAGACAUGCUCUCUCUGAAUAUGCCGCUGUUGGUUAAAACCGAGAACGGUCAAGACCAAGGGACUGAAGGACAAAAAUGCUCAAAUAGCCCACAGAAGUGUUUUAAAAUGGUCAUGGCAUGCUGGUAAACGGACAUGUGUGAGAGAUGGAACGACAAAACAGUGUCUUUAAAUCUGUGGUGAAGGAGACUGUAAUGUGCUCUAUGAAUUUUUAUUUAUGGGAAGUGACUUAGUGAGUAUUUAUUUGAUUUUGCCAGACCAAGAAACGUUACAAGAAAACUUCCAAAAAGCUGUAUGUGGUGCCAUCACCAGUAUUUGUCAGCAUGGUAUACAUUGAGUGCAAAAAAAGAGGAAGUAUUCACACAAACGGAACGGUUGAUUCCUGUGUUUUAGCAAUGUAGCGCUGAAGUAAACUGCCAAUGUCGAACUGUUUUACUAAUUUUCUCUCAGCGUCUACAUGCUGGAAGUGAAAAAGAAAAGAAAGAAAUAAGAAAUGCCUGCUGUUUUUUUGUUGUCGUUUUUUUUUUUUUUUUUACAAAAGUGACAUGAGAUUCUUUGACUGCUUCGGUGUACGACUGUUUAUCUUACUACAAUCAAAUUUACAGUGAACUUUUUAGUGAAUUUCUAACCACAUGAUUUUUUUUUAAAGAAAUCUUGUUGGUUUCAUUGCACCUUUGUUGUUUAGAUUAUGUAGCCCUUCAUUAUUGUGUCCAAGGCAAAGCAAAAGCAAAAAAGGAUGUAUUUUUACACCUAUUAUACACAGGUUUUUGGUACAUCAUUGGCCUUUAUUUACUGAUAAGGUUUUUGAAUAAUGGUAAAAAUGCUAAGCGUAAAUGGCUACUCUUUGUCUUUGGGAGUGGCAGAGAGGCACAUUGUAACGAGUAGUCUUAAAUGUGUUGUUGAAUUGUUGAAAUUCUAUAUUUUUCACUCUGUUGCAUACAAUUAAAAUAUCAAGGUGUACGCUCUGUUGUGACUACAUUAUUGUGCCUGAGUUUGGGGUACGAGUGCAUCUGCGCACACACAAACACAUGAACACAUGAGCACAGGAGGAUUCCACAUUGACAGAACACACAAAUAGCCUAUUCAUCCUGCCAGCAGGCUAACCUCUGUGCAGCACCAUGAAGAGCGACUGACCCUUCAACUGUGCACGGGUCCGCUUGCACGUAUGUGCGUCUGUUUUCCAGCAUCUUGGUCCCAUGUGUAGUUUUGUAGACGUUUUUUCCACCUUGAUAUUGACAAAAUGAUGUGUACUGGAUCAUUAAUUCAAACGUUGUAAAAUAUUAUUUCUACUUUGACCCAUGGCGGCUCAUUUCAGUCGGUGUUUAUUUGGGUGCACAUGUUCUAGCUUUAUAUACCACAUCUAAUUAACUAAUGAAAGUUCAACAGAUACUUGGAUUAUAUAUUAUAUUUUUUCUAAAUAUCUUAAUAUAUGACAAUUUAGGUUAAAACAAAGUUUGUGUAGAUUGUCCUCUCCACUGUGUUGGCUCAGUGAUGCCUUGUGUGCAUGAAUGUGACUGUUUCUCUGUAUUUGUGAUAUAUUGUUGCCUUGAUAUGCAAAUGAAAAUGACCUGUUGGGGAAAGUGUUUUCCUUCAACAGCCAGAGAGGGCUUGGUUUAUGGACGGGACUGUUUUUAAAGUGAUUGACACAGACUGACAAUGGUGUGCAUGUAAAGAGAAGAAAAAGUUUAAUUAGCUGGCCUGUGUGGAAUUAGCUGUCUGUUAAUUCCACAUUCAGCACAGAGUGACCUGAACCACUUUUGUUGUGUCACGUCUUUCAGAAAUGUGACUGUUAAAGCAGCUUUUUGAAAGGUUAAGGAUUUGUAAUUGUUGUUUUUCCUUCAUCUGUAAAACUGAAAAUAACCAGGAGCAAACAUGUGACUGAAACAGUUCUUUGUAUUUGUCCAUGUGUUUAAAGGUGUGUGUGCAGUUAUGGUAGGAUGUGAUCACUGGCUGAAUUGGACUUUUGAAGAUAUUGCAAGGGUGCUAACAAAACUGUCACUUUCCAAUGUUUUUUAGCACUACUUGCCUUGAGUAUACUUUGUGUUGUGAUUGUGAUUUAUUGUGAUGUGAGACAGAUUCACAUGUUGACAUGAAAUGUUUUCAUGACAUCUGUGAAGCAUUGCCAAAUAUUAUCAUUUUUAUCUUGCUUUGAUCACAUUGCUUGUACAGAAGUGGCAUAGUGAAUGUCUUGUUGUCAAACCACACAAAUGUAUUUUUGUAAAACUACUUCUCGUCUUAGUUUUGAGUGCAUUGACGAAUAUUGCAAGGUUUAGCCGCAUGCUAAAUGAUAAAAAAAAAAGAUAAAUGGUAAAAUUAUCAUAUUUUACUUUGAUAGUUUCCUUCCACUAAGUAUUCUAACCAUACAAUUUAUAAGUAUUUGUUUCAGGUAAAAAGAAAAAUAUAUUAUUUCUGAGAAGAGUGUAGGAUUUCUUGUCUUAGAAAAUUUGAACAAUACACACAUGUUGUCAUAGGUCACCUUAGAGGAUUUUUUAUAGGCUUGCAUUCAUUUCUCCGAGACCUAAACAUAACCACUGCCUGCCUUAUCUUGCCUGACUAAAAUACUGACCUAAAACAUUGCCCCAGUUUCAGUUGUCGCCAUUUGUCCCCAAACGUGGCCCAUGACAGAAAAAAACACCCACAUGCUCACAUUCUGCUUUGUUUUUUUCCCUGUGAGAAGACAAUUGGCUCUCAUGUUCUCAAGGGAAAGACACUGUGGUAGUGGCUGUGUUGAGGUGUACUGCCAUGCUGGAUAAGGUUAAAGCAAAUAGGUAGUAUGAAGGCAAGGAAAUGCAGCCUUCUGCAAUGAGAAAGAAAGUUAAUUUUUAUUGUGCAGCAAUUGCUGAGUGAAUCUCACAAAGGCAGUUUUAUAGUAAUGGUGAAGGUGGGGAAAUUUAUAUUUCUGAGUAUCAGAGUCCUAAUAUUGUUCUUUAUCAUUCUUUAUUGAUACAUAAAUAAUAAUGGUGGCUUGCUGAUCGUAUAUUUCGCUUUUGUUUUUGCGUCGUCUGUGGUUGACGGACAUGCUCUGGUGCAUUACCACUCUCUCGACUGGGACUAGCCAGAUGUGUUUGCCUUGGGAACAAGUGUAGUCCUAAUGUGGCUAAUGAAGUCACGUACUGAUGAUGUGACUCUCUGUAAACAGAAGUAUAUUAAUGGUCUUUGGAUUUCCUCCAGACAGCAAAACAAAUUACAUUGAUAAAUGUAAUUGGGGCCUUAUUUAUGAUAAACUAUAAAAAAUCAAUUUUAAGCCACGGCAACUUAUCACAAAUACACUGUUCAUGUUAAGUAAUCAACUGCAAAAAAAAGUACUGGUUUGCUGUUAUGUCCUACAGCGUCACUCUGAUGGUGCACACAUGCUUACACUGUAUUUUCUUAUCUGUUGUCUACUCUGUGCUGGAUUUUUUUUUUUCCCUCUUUGUUUUAAUUUAUUUUUAUAAGAAUCAGAUAAGACCGCACAAGAUUCUGAAUAAUGGCUGACUGUUAACCCAUCUGCUGUGAGUCACAGGUUAUUAUCACAGUAGACCUUGAGUGUUGAAUCAAACAAAAGUUGCAGGUGUGUCAGCUGGGGCUGAUUCUGCAGUUUAGGAUUUUCCCACACUGAAACUGCUUUUCUGUUUGAUACCACGACCAUUUAAGGCCAAGGUUUUUGCAAGAUGGCUGCUGUCAUUGAUGGACAGUGUUGAGAUUAGUGCUGCAAUUGAUUACUAAAUUUUCAUUUAAAUAACUAAAACAAGCUGUCUGAUGUUUCAUCUUUUGAACUGGAUAUGUUUUUGGUUUCUUUGCUGUACCAAAGAAAUGAUUAACACUGAAUCAUUUUGAAGGUUUGGUAAACAACGAACCAACAUUUUUCUUUACGUUGUAUUGACCAAACAACUAAUCAUUUAUUCAAGGAGAUAAUUGUCAUAUUAAUUGAUUAUAAAGUAAUCCCUAGUUGCAGCUCUAAUUGGGAUAUGCUUAAUGGUGAAACCUCAAAUUUUGCAUUUAUUGAAAAUGAAUCCCUGUGACCAAUAAGACGCCUAUCAUUGGAUAAUGCUAUGUAGGUUACAAACCUAUAUGGCUAUUUUGCAGUUGUACAUGUUGUGUAUGUGUACCAGGCAAAUAAAUGUACUGUUAUUUUAAGAA
Molecule: messenger RNA, 6356 nt
Organism: Solea senegalensis (Senegalese sole)
Lineage: Eukaryota; Metazoa; Chordata; Actinopteri; Pleuronectiformes; Soleidae
Product: probable G-protein coupled receptor 21
Exons: 1
Coding region: 861-2102 (413 amino acids)
Biological process (GO): G protein-coupled receptor signaling pathway
Cellular component (GO): membrane
Molecular function (GO): G protein-coupled receptor activity
Source: RefSeq, a predicted model, not a curated record